Drosophila gunungcola (fruit fly) is the source of this 14628-nucleotide messenger RNA. It is a transcript of the gene trol, whose product is annotated as basement membrane-specific heparan sulfate proteoglycan core protein. Gene Ontology annotation, cellular component: plasma membrane. The record is from RefSeq and is a predicted model, not a curated record. Gene Ontology annotation, molecular function: protein binding; calcium ion binding. Lineage: Eukaryota; Metazoa; Arthropoda; Insecta; Diptera; Drosophilidae.
CGUUUUCGUCGCCGUCUUCGUGGAAGCAGAAAAGCGGCAGCGGCAGAGGCAGCAGCGAUGGCAGCCCCGGUUCUUGGACAUUCAGAAAUUCAUUAGGUUGCGCGCCAUCGUUCCAGGCGGUCGCACACUCCACGUGCCAUAGCCGUAACCACAACCUGCCAGCCGUUUAAGACCAAACUCAAAUACGAAACGAAACUGCCUUCACACAAGUACCUAAACCAAAAACCCAAAUAGCUGCCAAAAGUAACCAAAAAUACCAGAGAUCCCGUACCGUAACCCCCGUGCCCCUGGAAUAAAGAUGAUGGGAUCGCCGGGAUCCCAAGCGCCCGCGAUCGCGACCUCGGUCGGAAUCAGAGACGGGCGCAUAGGUUGCACGGGCUCGCUGCUCCUGCGCCUCCUCGCCGUGACCUUCGUCCUCAACGCCUGCCAUGUACCGCUGACAAAUGCCAAGCAAAUUACGCCCUUCAAUGAUGACCUGGAUUUUAUAUUGGCGGACGACCAAUUGCCGGGCAACAACGAGACCGAGUUGGCCACUAAGGCUAACGAUGACGAUGACGACGAUUUCCUCGAGAGCGAGGAUCUAAUGCGUUCAUCAGAAAAGGACGACUUCGAGGAGACGGAGAAUAAGGAGGACCUGCCUAAAGGUAACUGGUUUACCCAGAGUGUCCAUCGCGUUGGCCUCUCCAUCAAGAGUCUCUUUGGCGCUGAUGAGAAUCAGGAGCGGAAGCUGGAGCAUGAGCGGACUCGGCGGAAACGCCAAACUGCCCAUGAUCGGCAAAAGGAGCUUCGCCGGCAGAACAGGGAGGAGCGGGAACGCAAGCGGGAACAGGAAAAGCAUCAACGCCAGCUGGAGAAACAGCGUCUGGCCAAACGGGCCAAUGACGUCACUCGCAAGCGGGCACCUUCUGCCGAUCUCUACGACGAGAACGAGGCUUCCGGAAUAGAGGAAACCGCCAUCUAUCGUACCUCCUUCGUCGUUAAUGAGCCAUAUUCGACCGACUUCAGGGAUCGGACUAGCAAUGACUUUCAGAACCUGCAAAAAUUUAUAGACGACGAUCUGCGCAGAUUUUUCCACAACGCUUACGAUGUUCAUGAUGACGAGGAGCAAGAAAUCCGCAGCAUUCUGGAGCGAGUUGAACCGACCGAAGACAGCUUUCAGGUUCGCGUGCAUCUCAAGAUAGAGAUUCCCAGUUCUAUAACCGACUUUGGUAAUAAGUUGCAACAGAAACUGAAUGACUUCAAGCGCAUCGAUCAAUUGGGUGCUUCUGCCGAUAACGCCUUUUCCUUCACAGAAUUUAGUGCCCCAGAAGACACUGUGGUUCCCCGUAAGGACACCGGGUUGACGACCUUUAGAAACGAGUUCCCUGUAAUACGAGUAGAACCCAAAGAUGUUCCAUCAACCACCGGUCCCAAAGAUGAAGGCGAUCCGAUGCCGAUCGAUGUUAAUUACCAGCCAAAUCCAGUGCCGGUGGAGGGCUCCGGCGAUGACCUCAACUGUCGUGGGGAUGUCACCUUCACCUGUCGUCACAGCGGGAAAAUCAUUUGCGAUGAAAUGCAAUGCGAUAGAGUGAGACAAUGUCCCGAUGGCGAGGACGAGGAAUUCUGUCCCUAUGCACCGGUUUGCACUGAAGAUCAGUUCAAGUGCGACGAUAAAUGUCUGCCGCUGGAAAAGCGCUGCGAUAGAGUUACGGACUGCGAUGAUCAGACGGAUGAGGCUGCCUGUGAUUCGCAGCCAGCACCAGAGCCAGAAGAACCUGAGCAAUCACCUGAUCCUGAACCCGAACCCGAACCUAUACCUGAUCCUGAACCUGAACCCGAACCAGAGCCUGAGCCAGAAUCACAAGAAGAGGAAUGCCAUGCCAACGAGUUUAGAUGUAACGAUGGACAGUGCAUCGAUGCCAGAAAGCGUUGCAACAACAUCGAGGAUUGUGCCGAGGGCGAGGACGAGGGCGAGGAGUGCCCCGCCGCCUGCAGCGGAAUGGAGUAUCAAUGUCGCGACGGCACGCGCUGCAUCAGUGUGAGUCAGCAGUGCGACGGCCACUCCGAUUGCAGCGACGGCGACGACGAAGAGCAUUGCGACGGAAGUGGCUACGACGACGGGGAAUGUCGGUUCGAUGAGUUCCGUUGCGGAACCGGUGAGUGCAUACCUAUGCGUCAGGUGUGCGAUAACAUCUACGAUUGCAACGAUUAUACCGAUGAAGCCAACUGCGAUGGUGGUGAAUCCGAAGAGGAGGACAGUGUGGGCAUUCCCAUUGGCCACCGCCCGCAGAGACCGAAGUCCAAGUUCGAUGACGGACUGCACGAGAAGGACAUCUACGAGUACCAUGUUUAUCAGCCCAGUAAUGUCUAUGGGAAGGCCGAUUCCCAGAAUCCCUGUGCCAGCAAUCAAUUCCGUUGCACCACGACAAAUGUAUGCAUACCGCUGCAUUUGCGAUGCGAUAAUUUCUAUCACUGCAAUGAUAUGAGCGAUGAAAAGAACUGCGAGCAGUAUCAACGACCCACCACCACCCGACGACCCUUGAUCUGGGCCACGCAUCCUUUCACCACCCAGGGUCCAGGCUUGCUGGAGCGUAACAACACCACUAGAACCACCGCCAGCAGCACCACCAGAACCACCGAGACGCCACCAAUAUGGCAAUGGGCAACGAAAACGACAACCUCCGAGACCACGACUACUAACCCAAUAACAACACUUGGUGUAGCGAUCAACUCAUCACAGUCAUGCCUCGAAAACAUCGAAUUCGCGUGCCACAAUCGCGAUUGCAUUCCGAUUGAGAGCGUCUGCGAUGGCACCCCCGACUGUGGACACGAGGAAGACGAGGACUACGCUCUUUGCAACUGCAGCGGCGACAAGUACAAGUGCCAACGUGGCGGCGGGUGCAUUCCAAAAUCCCAGGUGUGCGAUGGCAAACCUCAAUGCCGCGACCGCAGCGACGAGAGCGCCUGCCAUCUCCAUGGAAGAUUAAAUAAAACUCGUUUGGGGGUCGAGUGCCUUGGAAGCCAGUAUCAGUGUGGCGAUGGAAGCUGCAUAUCCGGCUACAAACGCUGCAACGGCAUCACCGAUUGCGCCGAUGGCGCCGACGAGUAUAACUGCAUCUACAACUACGUCGAUUCCAGUUACGACAACGACCCGGACAACAAUCCACUGAAUGAAUGUGAUAUCCUUGAGUUUGAAUGUGACUACAGUCAGUGCUUGCCGCUUGAGAAGAAAUGCAAUGGCUAUGUAGACUGUGAAGACGAGAGCGACGAGUUCGAAUGUCAGUCGUACACAGACCGUUGUCUAGAGUCCGAGUUCGAGUGCGAUAGCUACUGCCUGCCCCGCGAUCAGUUGUGCAACGGCAUUACCAACUGCCAAGAUGGCAGCGAUGAGCGCAACUGUACUUUCUGCCGGGAAGAUGCCUACCUUUGCAACACCGGCGAGUGUGUGGCUGAUAAUCAGAGAUGCAACGGCAUCGACGAUUGCGCCGACGGCAGCGACGAGCGUCACUGCGAUCAAGCCAGGAAUUAUUGUCCACCUAAUAGACUAGCCUGCAACGGCACCUGCGUUAAUCGGAGAAUUAGGUGUGAUGGCAAGCGCGAUUGCCUCGAUGGCUACGACGAAAUGUAUUGUCCGGAGACAAACAACCACUAUCCCAUAAAUAAUGUGAAUGUUAUUGUCCAAAAAACGAGUCCUCCGAAUCCUAAAACAAAACGCUGUCGCCCCAAUGAGUGGCAGUGUGCGAAUCUCGAGUGCAUCGAAAUAAGUUUGCAGUGCAAUGAAUUUAAGGAUUGCUCGGAUGGAUCCGAUGAGGACCUCAGCGUUUGCUUCGGCAUCGCCACCAAUCGACUAAAACCCAGUGACUGCAGUUCGGAUCAGUUCUUCUGCGAUGAGUCGUGCUAUAAUCGCUCUGUUCGAUGCAACGGGCAUUUGGAUUGCUCCGAUGGUAGUGAUGAGGUUGGAUGUUCCAUGAAGUCACUGCCAUGUCCACAGCACCAGUGUCCCAGUGGGAGGUGUUAUUCGGAAAGUGAGCGAUGCGAUCGCCACAGGCACUGCGAGGAUGGCUCCGAUGAGGCCAACUGCUGUGCACCGAGUCAAUACCGUUGCAGAAACGGAGACUGCGUUGCUGGAUCGGCUGUCUGCGAUGGAGUCCCCCAAUGUAGCGACAAUUCCGAUGAACUCAACUGUGGGGGAGCCCAGGAAUGUCUGCCCAGUCAGUUCAGAUGUAAUAGUGGCCAGUGCGUGAGCCUGGGAGCACGUUGCAAUGGACGAUCCGAUUGCCAGGAUGGCUCCGAUGAACAUAUUUGCGGUCAUCAUCAAGUUGAGGUCACCCAAGGAACCACUGGAAGUGGCACCACCUCUACUAGCACCACUGCCAUGACGCCACUGAGAAUCAUCUGCCCACCAACCUCAUUUAAAUGCGACAAUGGGCCCUGUAUUUCGCUGGGUCUACGAUGCAAUGGACGGAUCGAUUGUCCAUAUGAUGAUAGCGAUGAGGUGGAUUGUGGUCAUGUCAGCAAUGAGAUUGACAACAACUUUAACAACCCUGGACGUGGAUCGAACCAAUUGAAUCUCAAGACCUACCCAGACGCUCAGAUCAUCAAGGAGAGUCGCGAGGUCAUCUUCCGUUGCCGUGAUGAAGGUCCCGCUCGCGCCAAGGUCAAGUGGUCUCGCCCCGGUGGACGACCUCUGCCCCCCGGAUUCACAGAUCGCAACGGUCGCCUUGAAAUUCCCAACAUUCGGGUUGAGGAUGCUGGCACAUAUGUUUGCGAGGCUGUGGGUUAUGCCAACUAUAUAGCCGGCCAGCAGGUCACCGUGAACCUCAAUGUCGAGCGCUAUAACGACUUGUCAUCCCGUCCGAGCUCAGCCUGCUCUGAACACCAGUCCACGUGCAUGAACGGCGAGUGUAUUGAUAGGACGGCCAUCUGCGAUGGAACUCCAGACUGCUCGGAUGCCUCCGAUGAGCAGAGCUGCAGUUUGGGCCGCAAGUGUCAGCCCAACCAGUUCAUGUGCGCCAAUUCCAAGUGCGUGGAUCGCACCUGGCGCUGUGAUGGACAGAACGACUGCGAGGAUAAUUCCGAUGAGACCUCCUGCGAUCCGGAACCAAGUGGCGCUCCCUGCCGAUUUAGCGAGUUCCAGUGCCGCAGUGGUCAUUGCAUCCCCAAGAGCUUCCAGUGCGACAAUUUGGCGGAUUGUACUGACGGUACCGAUGAAGUUGGCUGCAUGAAACCCAUGCCGAUUCGCCCGCCACCCCCAUCGGUAUCCCUGAUGGAGUUCGAGGUGCUCGAACUGACCUGCGUGGCCACCGGAACCCCAACACCGAUGAUCGUGUGGCGUUUGAACUGGGGCCAUGUGCCCGACAAGUGCGAGUCGAAGAGCUACGGUGGAACCGGAACUCUCCGCUGCCCGGAUAUGAGACCAAAAGACAGUGGAGCUUACUCGUGCGAGAUUAUCAAUACGCGCGGCACUCACUUUGUGAACCCGGACACCAUUGUCACCGUGACGCCACAACGCACGGACGUGUGCAAAGCUGGAUUCUUCAAUAUGCUGGCCCGCAAAUCAGACGAUUGCGUCAAGUGCUUCUGUUUCGGAGUGGCCAAUUCCUGCGAUAGUGCCAAUUUGUUUACCUACGCCAUUCAACCGCCGAUCGUCUCGCACCGCGUUCUUACUGUGGAACUGAGUCCGCGUCGCCAGAUUGUGAUCAAUGAGGCAGCUCCGGGUCAGGAUCUGAUCACCCUGCACCAUGGCGUUCAGUUCAGGGCCUCGAAUGUUCACUUUGCUGGUCGGGAGACGCCCUACUUGGCAUUGCCCUCGGACUAUAUGGGCAACCAGUUGAAGUCCUAUGGCGGAAACUUGAGGUACGAAGUUAGCUACAUGGGCAGUGGAAGACCCGUCAAUGGUUCAGAUGUUAUCAUCACCGGCAAUCGUUACACUAUAACCUAUAGUGUUCGCACUCAACCUGGUCAAAAGAACAAGGUUAAAAUUCCGAUAUUGCCGGGAGGAUGGCUGAAACCCGAUGGCUACAAGGCCACGCGCGAAGAGAUCAUGAUGAUACUGGCCAAUGUGGAUAAUAUUCUGAUACGACUGGGCUACCUGGAUAGCACCGCUCGCGAGGUGGAUCUAAUAAAUAUUGCCUUGGAUUCGGCUGGAAGUUCGGACCAGGGAUUGGGCAGUGCCUCCCUCGUGGAGAAGUGCUCGUGUCCACCCGGUUAUGUGGGUGAUUCCUGUGAGACCUGUGCCCCCGGCCACGUCAGACAGCCGGGAGGACCCUGGCUUGGUCAGUGUGUGCCCUUCAUUCCGGAACCUUGUCCAUCCGGAACGUUUGGCGAUCCACGACGUGGUGUGCCCUGCAAGGAGUGUCCUUGCCCCCUGACCGGCGGCAAUAACUUUGCCAGUGGCUGCCAACAGAAUCCCGACGGCGAUGUCGUAUGCCGAUGCAAUGAGGGCUACGCGGGCAGGAGGUGCGAAUACUGCGCAUCUGGCUACCAGGGUAAUCCGCUGGCUCCGGGAGGAGUUUGUCACCCGAUACCCGAUACUUCGUGCAACGUGGAUGGAACCUACAACAUCCAGAGCAACGGAGCCUGCCAGUGCAAGGAUAAGGUGAUUGGCGAACAGUGCGACACGUGUGCGGCUAAGAGUUUCCACCUCAAUUCGUUCACCUACACUGGAUGCAUCGAGUGCUUCUGCAGCGGAGUGGGAGAUGAUUGCGAUAGUAGUACGUUGUAUCGCGACCAGGUGACCAGCACCUUUGGACGUUCGCGCGUCAAUCAUGGCUUCGCAUUGGUUAACGACUAUAUGCGUGCCACCCCGGAGACCAUACCCGUGUCCAUGGCCGUGGUGCCCAAUGCGCUGAGCUUUGUGGGAUCGGCGGAUCAUGCCGGGGACACACUCUACUGGAGUCUGCCGGCCGCCUUUCUGGGCAACAAGCUGACUUCCUACGGCGGCAAGCUGAGCUACACUUUGAGCUACAGUCCUCUGCCCAGUGGCAUAAUGUCCCGCAACAGUGCCCCGGAUGUGGUGAUAAAGAGUGGCGAGGACCUGAGGCUCAUCCACUACAGGAAAUCACAGGUUAGCCCCAGUGUGGCCAACACCUAUGCCGUCGAGAUCAAGGAGAGCGCCUGGCAGCGCAGCGACGCAGUGUCGGCCAACCGUGAGCAUGUCCUGAUGGCCCUCAGCAACAUUACGGCCAUCUACAUUAAGGCCACGUAUACCACGAGCACCAAGGAGGCCUCGUUGCGUCAGGUGACAUUGGACACUGCUACGGCUACGAAUCUGGGCACAGCGCGUGCCGUCGAAGUCGAGCAAUGUCGCUGUCAAGAGGGCUAUGUGGGAACGUCCUGCGAGCGGUGUGCUCCUGGUUACGCCCGCGAUCCGGAGGGUGGAAUCUAUCUGGGAUCCUGCCUACCCUGCGAGUGCAAUGGACAUUCGAAGUAUUGCAACGCCGAAACCGGGGACUGCGAAAACUGUUCUGACAACACCGAUGGAUCCAACUGUGAAGUAUGCGCCGCCGGCUAUGUGGGCGAUGCCACCCGCGGAACUCCGUACGACUGCCAACCCGAUGAGGGCAAUCCGGCGCCGCGUCCGCCGCCACCGGGCAAUCAAACACUUGAUAACUGUAACGUAUACUGCGAUUCUCACGGUACGUACGCUUGCCGCGACAACUACUGCCAGUGUAAGACGAACGUAAUUGGGGAUCAGUGCGAUGAGUGCCGCCCCGGAACCUACGGACUGUCCCCCGAAAACCCGGAGGGCUGCAAGGAGUGCUACUGCUCCGGAGUGUCCAACCAGUGCCGUUCGGCAGCUCUGUACCGCCAGCAGAUACCCGUGGACUUCAUUCUCAACGCACCCCUUAUCACAGAUGAUAACGGCGAUAUUUUGGACACGCAGAACCUAGAACCCGACUUAGCCAGUAACAUGUACACCUACUCGCACCCCAGCUACACGGACAAAUUCUGGAGCCUCAGAGGCAGUGUGCUGGGCAACCAGCUCCUGUCUUACGGCGGCCUCCUGAGUUACACCCUAGUGGUGGAAUCCUUUGGCAACUAUGUGCCUGGACAGGAUGUGAUCCUGAUUGGAAACGGAGUCAAGCUGGUGUGGUCCAGUCCCGACGGACGUGGCGAUCGGGAGGAGUACAGUGUGCGACUGCACGAGGACGAGCAAUGGCAGCGCAAGGAUCGUGGAUCGGCACGACCGGCAUCCCGCUCGGACUUCAUGACUGUGCUAACGGAUCUGCAGCACAUACUGGUCCGAGCCACGCCCAAGGUGCCCUCGACAAGGACCUCGAUCGGCAAUGUCAUUCUAGAGAGUGCUGUCACCACCAGAACGCCGGGAGCUACGCAUGCCGUCGAUCUCGAGAUGUGCCAGUGCCCAACCGGAUAUUCGGGCUCUUCCUGUGAGAGCUGCGCACCACUCUACUAUCGCGACUCCAGCGGUUCCUGCAGCCUGUGUCCUUGCGAGGCCUCCAACACCGAGUCCUGCGAUUUGGUUAGCGGCAGCUACGUCGAAUGCCGGUGCAAGCCACGCUGGAAGGGUGACCGCUGUCGCGAAAUUGAAACUAACGUACCCUCGGUACCGGAUCCCAGUACCGAAGAUCCCGUGCGGACCCAGAUCAUUGUGUCGAUUGAGAAACCGGAGAUUACUAUCGUUCCUGUGGGCGGAUCGCUGGUCCUCAGCUGUAGCGGUCGGAUGCGCUGGAGCAAUGAUCCAGUCUAUGUGAAUUGGUACAAGGAGAACAGUCGCAUGCCAGAGGAUCACGAAGUCAAUGGUGGUAAUCUGCAUCUUUUCAACCUGGACAUCAGCGAUUCUGGAGUCUACAUUUGCCAGGCCGUUAGCAAGGAAACCAAUCGCAUUUUCAAGGAUUCCGUCUCCAUCACCAUAACCCCGGUGGACCAGCGCUCGCCGGCUCAGAUUGUGAACCUGCCCCACGAUGUGACCUUUGAUGAAUACCAGCCCAACGAGAUCGUCUGCGAGGUGACGGGUAACCCGGCACCCACUGUCACCUGGACUCGAGUGGAUGGACAGGCGGAUGCCCAGAGCACACGAACGUACAACAACCGCUUGAUCUUCGAGUCGCCAAGGAAAUCGGAUGAGGGUCGCUAUCGCUGCCAGGCGUACAAUGAACUGCAUCGUGUUGAGCAGUAUGUCAUCGUUUAUGUCCAGAGCAACACUCCACAGCCGCCGCCGCCGCAGGAUCGUUUGUAUAUCCAGCCGGAGGAGGUUAAUGGCUAUGCGGGCGAAUCUUUCCGACUAUCCUGCCAAUUUACAAGCGGUGCCUCUCUGCACUACGAUUGGUUACUCAACGGCAGCCCCCUGUCCUCUUCGGCCCCCCGAAAUGUCCAGUUCAAUGACAAUGUCCUGGAGGUACACGAUGCCAGCUACCGCGACUCUGGAAUCUACACCUGUGCGGCCUUUGAUCAACGCACCCGCCGCAACCUAACCGCAGACGCUCGUGUUAACAUCGAGCCACGCGAGGAACCACCAAUCGAUGAUGGCGCCAAACCAAGGAUUGUGCCAUUGCCGGAGAAUGUCAACAUCAUCCAGGGUCAGGAUUAUAGCAUCACGUGCGAGGCCAGUGGAACGCCCCAUCCCUCGAUCAAAUGGGCCAAGGUGCACGACCAGUUGGCCGUCAAUGUCCACAUCAACAGCAAUGUGCUGACCAUCUAUGGAGCCCGGCCCGAGAAUCGCGGUCCAUACUCCUGCUUUGCCGUUAACUCCCACGGAACUGAACAGUCCAGCACAAACAUCGAUAUUGAACCCCGGGAGCGGCCUAACAUUAGGAUUGAACCGGAGACCCAGCAAACAGUUCUUGUCGGCGGGCAGGCUGCCCUCUACUGCACCGCUCACGGUAUUCCCAAGCCAACCGUCGAGUGGGUUCGAGUGGACGGCCAACCGCUGACGCCGCGUCACACGACCAGAGAAGAGCCCGGCUAUAUGGUAAUCGAAGACAUUCAGGUCGCUGAUGACGGCCAGUACGAGUGUCGGGCGAGAAAUAUUGCUGGCGAGGCCACCGGAGUGGCCUCCAUUGUCGUCCAGGAGCAACCUGUCGUGCAGCUAAGCACCGAACAGCAGACCAUUCGACUCACCGAGGGCGACGAACUGUCGCUGAGCUGCGUGGGUAGCGGUGUGCCCACUCCGUCUGUUUUCUGGACCCAGCCUGAAAGGAGCAGUUUCAGGGGACUCGCGGGACCGUCAUCCACGAACACGGCCAACGUCCAGAUCUACCGAGUCACACUGGAGGACGCCGGCGUCUACACUUGCCGCGGAUCCAAUGAGGCGGGCGAAGAUGAAAAAUACGUGCUCGUGGAAGUUCAGCCCAAACGGGGCGACAUCGGAGGAGACGAUACCGAUGUGGACGACUUCGGUCCCCCCCGACCAACUUACAACCAGCCUUCGCGCCCCUACACCCAACCGCCUGGUUACAACGAAAAGCUGUCCGCCGAAAUUGGCACAAAUGUGACCCUAAUUUGCGACAUCUUCAAAGGGUUGAGCCCGUAUUGGGAACGCGUUGAUGGCACACCCCUGCCUCCAAAUGCCCACGCGGAGCACAACAGUCUGGUGAUUGUGUUCCUGCAGCUGCAGAAUCUGGGCCAGUACCGCUGCAGCGGAAUCGGAAGCGAUGGUCAUGUGGAGGCCAUUGUGGUGAAGGAGCUGGUCCAGCUGCCCCUGCCCAGGAUCACCUUCUAUCCCAGCAUUCCGCUCAACGUGGAGAUAGGACAAAAUUUGGAUGUGUACUGCCAGGUGGAGAAUGUGCGUCCGGAGGAUGUGCAUUGGAGCACCGACAAUAAUCGACCACUGCCCAGUAACGUUCGUUUCGAAUACAAUAUCCUGCGAUUCGAGUCCAUCACUCAGGCGGCUGCCGGAGAAUACCGCUGCUCCGCCUUCAAUCAGUAUGGAAACAGGUCAGAGACCGCCAAGGUGAUGGUGAAGAAGCCCGGUGGCUUCCAGCCAGUUCCGCAGUCCCAGUUGCAACAGCACCGCGAGGGCAGCACCAUCCAGCUAAGAUGCAGUCUGACCACCCAGUACGGCGGCGAGGUUCGCGGCAAUGUCCAGUUCCAUUGGUACCGUGAGGAUGGCAGCCGGUUGCCGCACAACGCUCGUCCGGACAGCCAGGUGCUGGUGCUGACCGCUUUGCGACCGGAGGACGAGGGCCGCUACAUCUGCAAUUCGUACGAUGUGGCCAGGAGGCAGCAACUGCCCCUCGUCUCUAUCGACUUGCAAGUACUAACGGCGACCCCGCCCCCCUACAGCCCCGCCUACCUGCCGCCGGUGCCCACGGCGCCCCCACACUUACCGGAAAGGACGCGCGACUACAGCCUGAAACUGGACCAACAGUCCUCCAACCUUCGAGUCGGUGAGGACACCGAAGUCGAGUGCUACUCCUCCGACGACACCUACACGGAUGUCGUCUGGGAGCGGUCCGAUAAAGCUCCACUGAGCAACAACGUCCGGCAAGUGGGCAACCGCCUGGUGAUCAGCGAUGUGGCCCCAACCGAUGCCGGCAACUAUGUGUGCAAGUGCAAGACGGACGAAGGAGAUCUGUACACCACCAGCUACGUACUCGAGGUCGAGGAUCAGCCCCACGAACUGAAGAGCUCCAAGAUAGUCUACGCCAAGGUGGGCGGAAAUGCCCAGUUGCAGUGCGGAGCCGAUGAAGCUAGACAGCCCACCUACCGCUGGUCCCGUCAAUAUGGACAACUCCAAGCGGGACGCAGUCUGCUCAGCGAAAAGCUUUCCCUGGACAGCGUGCAGGCCAAUGACGCCGGAACGUACAUUUGCACGGCGGUAUAUGGCGACGGUGAGACGGCGGACUUCCCCAACAUUUUGGUGGUGACGGGGGCGAUUCCUCAGUUCCGCCAGGAACCACGCAGCUACAUGAGUUUCCCCACGCUGCCGAACUCCUCGUUCAAGUUUAACUUUGAGCUCACCUUCCGGCCGGAAAAUGGCGACGGAUUGCUCCUCUUCAAUGGACAAACCCGCGGAAGCGGCGACUACAUCGCAUUGUCGCUGAAGGAUCGCUAUGCGGAGUUCCGCUUCGAUUUUGGCGGCAAACCGUUGCUGGUACGAGCGGAGGAGCCACUGGCUCUCAACGAGUGGCACACGGUUCGAGUGAGCCGCUCCAGGAGGGAUGGCUACAUCCAGGUGGACGAACAGCAUCCGGUGGCAUUCCCCACACUCCAGCAGUUGCCCCAACUGGACCUGAUUGAGGAUCUGUACAUUGGCGGAGUGCCCAACUGGGAACUCCUGCCGGAGGAGGCGGUUGGUCAGCAGUUGGGAUUCGUGGGCUGCAUCAGCCGUUUGACCCUGCAAGGACGCACCGUGGAACUGAUCCGGGAGGCCAAGUUCAAGGAGGGCAUCUCCGACUGCCGGCCCUGUGCCGCUGGACCUUGCCAAAACGAGGGAGUCUGCCUGGAGAGCCAGACGGAGCAGGCCUACACAUGCAUUUGCCAGCCGGGAUGGACGGGAAGGAACUGUGCCAUCCAGGGCACCCAGUGCACGGCCGGAGUCUGCGGCGCCGGACGCUGCGAGAAUACGGAGAACGACAUGGAGUGCCUGUGCCCGCUGAACCGGACCGGUGAUCGAUGCCAGUACAUUGAGCAUUUGAGCGAGCACAGCCUCAAUUUCAAGGACAACAGUUUUGCGGCCUACGGAACCCCGAAACUGACCAAAGUCAACAUAACACUCUCCGUGCGUCCGUCGAGCUUGAUCGACUCCGUGAUUUUGUACACGGCGGAAUCCAGUUUGCCCAGCGGCGAUUACUUGGCCCUGGUACUCCGUGGCGGUCACGUGGAGCUGCUGAUCAAUACGGCCGCCCGCUUGGAUCCCGUGGUGGUGCGAUCCGCGGAGCCACUGCCCCUGAACCGCUGGACGAGAAUCGAGAUCCGGCGUCGCCUGGGCGAGGGCAUCCUGCGGGUGGGCGAUGGACCAGAGCGCAAGGCCAAGGCCCCGGGAUCGGAUCGCAUACUGUCGCUCAAGACGCCGCUCUAUGUGGGCGGCUACGAUCGGUCGACGGUCAAGAUCAAUCGGGAUGUGAACAUCACCAAGGGCUUCGAUGGCUGCAUCUCCAGGCUCUACAAUUCGCAGAAGGCCGUUCAACUUUUGGCCGACAUCAAGGAUGCGGCGAAUAUCCAGAACUGCGGCGAGACAAACGAGAUAAGUGGCGGCGACGAGGAUGUCGACAAUGAGCCAUUGGUGCCGCCCCCAGUCCCAGAGGUCCACAACGAGGACGAACUGCAGCCAUAUGCGAUGGCUCCGUGUGCCAGCGAUCCCUGCGAGAACGGCGGAAGCUGCAGCGAGCAGGAGGCCAUGGCCGUUUGCUCCUGUCCCCUCGGUUUCAGCGGCAAACACUGCCAGGAGCACAUCCAGCUGGGCUUCAACGCCUCGUUCCGCGGCGAUGGCUUCGUGGAGCUCAAUCGCACCUACUUCAAUGCCGCCCUGGAGCAAUCAUACACCUCCAUGGUCAUCGUGUUCACCACCAGCCAGCCCAAUGGUCUGCUCUACUGGUGGGGCCAAGAGGCCGGAGAGGAGUACACCGGACAGGACUUCAUCGCCGCCGCCGUUGUCGAUGGCUAUGUGGAGUUCUCCAUGCGACUCGAUGGCGAGGAGGCGGUGAUCCGGAAUAGCGAGACCCGCGUGGACAACGGAGAGCGGCACAUUGUGAUCGCCAAGCGGGCGGACAACACCGCCGUCCUGGAAGUGGAACGCGUGCUGCACUCGGGUGAAACCCGACCCACCAGCAAGAAGGCGAUGAAGCUGCCGGGCAAUGUGUUUGUCGGUGGCGCUCCGGAUAUCGCACAGUCGGGCAACCGCUACAAGCACAGCUUCAACGGAUGCAUCGUGGUCGUCGAGGGCGAAACCGUGGGCCAAAUUAACCUUAGUUCAGCUGCCAUCAACGGAGUGAAUGUCAAUGUCUGUCCCGCUCACGACGAACCCCUGGGAGGAACCGAACCGCCAGUCGUCUGAGGACACAACCAGCAACCGAAAUUAGCUUUUUAAUUAAACAUUAACAAAAGAAACAAAAAGAAAAAACCAUUUUUAUAUAUACAACAUAUGAAUAAGCCCCAAGCAAAACCACAACAAAUUUGAGUGUUAUAUGGCAAACAGAUAAUAUAAUAACAAAAACACAAAAAAAAAAGAGAGAAACGAUCACUUCAACUAAGAAGCUUCUUCGAUCCUUAAGUCUAAGUUAAGAUUGUAGCAAGAAAAAAGCGAAUAUCACAAACAUUUAUGUAACAAAAGCGCCAUGCGAGAAGUGAAACGAAACAGAAACAAUAAUGCAAUUAAUGCAAAUAAUACAGAUAAAGCCUAGAACCCUAAGAACUAACUAACUAACUCGAGCAACAACAACGCAUACUAGCCAACUGCAACCACAACAACCACAAUAGUGAAGGCAUUUUAAUUAUAAUUUUAGUUUCUAGCUUAUAUCUAUGACUACGACUCUUUUUUUUGUGAACCCAGUGUAAAAUGUUGGAAAUCGGAAAUUGGCCCUACACACACACACACACUCACACACACGUUAUUAAUUAAAUACCAAUUGAUACCAUAUAAUGAUAAAAGAAAUACUAUGAAUGCAACUAUUGUGAACGAACGAAAAUCGUUGAGUGGAUAAAAAGCAAAAGCAGAAGCAGAAGAUAUAUUAAAAUGAAAUCAACAAC